Molecule: messenger RNA, 10196 nt
Organism: Pocillopora meandrina
Lineage: Eukaryota; Metazoa; Cnidaria; Anthozoa; Scleractinia; Pocilloporidae
Source: the annotation of a GenBank genome assembly
UUUAAAUGAUCGUCAUUGCCAAAGAAGAAUAUUAUGAGGUUUUGUGGCGUUAUUUUUGAUCGUUUGUGAUCACUGCACGUAAGUCAGAAGCCAUAAUCACGACCUUGCCUUGUUAAUCUAAAUGUACGUAGGUAACCCACGUAACCCACAUCCAAAUUACUUAUAUAACUAACUCAAAAACAGAUUCCUAAUGUUUCACCGAAGGAUGAGCUUUUCAUCAAUUGUUUUUCAGUGGAGCAUGGAUGACAUCAAAACCCUCGAGAUUAGUUAUAUAAUUUAUCUAGAAGGUUCUUUAUUAAUCACGAGAAGAUGAGAUUUUCUUCGAUUGCGUUAAUGUUAUCAGGUGUGUUCGCCAUCAAAAGCUAACGGCGAAAACGUAGCUGAAUUAGAAGGAACCUCUUCACUUCAAGGUGAGCUGAAAUAGUCCAGUUUCCUCUCGAUCGAUCGGGAAUUUGCAAAUUUUUCAGAUUUUCGCAGCUUGUCAUUUCUGACACAGUCAAACGUUAUUUAUUAGAUGUUCCCUCAUUCGUUCAGUAGCAUAAUGAUUAUAUAUGUCAGGUAGUUUUACUUGUUAUUUGAUAUGAAUGUUCAAUUCGCCCUCAGGUUUCUUAGUUUCCCUUCCAGUGCAAUGACUUUCAAUGUGAUCCAUUUUUUAAUCGAUCAAAGCCUACGUCGUCCAAAAUUUACACGAUCUAGUUGUUAUUUGCUCAUUAUGUAUUUUUUUAAGUUAUUUCUUUGAAGCGGCACCUGAAGUUUCCUCAAUGGACGAUCUCACGCAAGAACAGCAAGAGAUUUUAGACAAAGUUAGUUGAUAUCUAUACUUAACAAUUUAUAGCUGUAUUCAACAGUCCAGAUAUAAAUGAUCAGCGCAUUUAGAAUAUUUAUUUACAGUAUAGAGGUCUGAGAAGUCGGAGCAUCCCGUAUCCUAUUAAUUUAUGGCCUAAAUAUCCUGUAAACCGUUAACUCUCGUGGUUUGUACUCCCAUGAUUCCAGUGCGAUACUCUGUAAUCUCUAUUCCGAAUAUCCCAUAAUCUGUUUAUUUUUUUCCUCAAGUAUCCUGUAUGCUGUUAAUUUUUCACCCAAAUAUCCUUUAUACCCAUAACCCCUAGUGGGGCCUCAAUAUAGAUAUGUAAGUUGAAGAAAUGAUAAAAAGAAUGAUACUGUAAACCUGAAAGUAAUGCUUCAUAACAGAAUAAAACAAUAAAAUACUGACAGCAGAAAAUUUAACAAAUAGAUUCCCCAUUGCACCAGCAGCAGUAAUAGAUCACUGAUGAUGUCAAAAUGUGGUAAGAACAAAAAUUUGCAUCUGAAGUGCAGCUGAGUGUGUCCUGAUGUUCCCACCAUGUUUUGAGAUCAUUUGGGAUCUAUCACUGUUCAGACCCACAGCAUGGAAUCUAUUUGUUUUAUGUGAUAAAAAAAUGCUUUUGUACUAACAUCAUCUGUGUCUGUUCUCCAAAAGAUCAUGGCAAAGAAUUGAUGCUUGUAUAAUUUAGCUCAUCAAAUAAAAAAAAUUUUGUAAUAGGACAGGACUAAACAGAGAACACACAAAAUGAAACAGCAAUCUUUUCUACUCAUUUACAGAGUGUUAUUCAUGAUACAGUUUCAAGUUGUUGUUGCAUAAGUUAGCUUUCAUUGGCUUUUGAUUGGACACCAUCUGCUUGAAAGAACAUGAGUCAAUUUAAAAUGGACUCAGUUUUGGAAAUGGCAAACAGUUGGAUCACAGGAACCUACUGUAAGGACUAAGAGAAGUUUAAAAUGCAACCACGAACUGCCAUUUAAAUCAUUAGGAUUUGUUAAUAUUUAAUUUUAAGUCAAUAUUAUCUUACCAGAUAAAUUUGUACCUGUCAGAGAAACACUAUAGGAAAUAAUGUUAUCUUUUCCUAGACACAUGUUUUAUAUUACCUUCUGCAAUUGAUAUAGCGAAUCACUUUCUAAUCAUUUUCAUUUUUUAACUAUUUUCCAGUUUCGUGUUUGUGUCAGCGAUAUUUGUCAGCCAAAUCAUGAUGAUCACUUUUUGUUAAGAUGGCUUCGUGGUAGGUGUAGAAUUCUUAAAAAGCUAAAGCUACAUCUACCAAGAGGAUGCAAUCAUUAAAAUAAAUUAAACAAAAAAUAAUUUAACAAAAAUAACAGAGCCAAAAAAAGCCCCCCACUCAAAAAUUUGCUGCGCAGUUCCUGGAGAUGAUCAUUACAAUUCCAUUAUGUUGAGAUUGUGAUAGUUCUUCUCAUAGAAAUAAUGAUAAUGGUGAUGAUGAUUUAUCAAACUUAAUGUGAUAAUUGUUCAGGAAGCAUGCUUCACAAGUUGUUAUCAGACACAACUAUUUUGUAAAAGUUAAAAGGAUCAAGUUAAAAUCUGUAGAAUGUAAAGAAAAGUUUUGGAAACUUUUUCAGAAUAGUCAAAAUACAGUAUCAUUGCAUACUGUGACAUCAAACAAUGCAAGCUUAGAAAAAGGAUUCAUUUUCGAAAUUAUCGUUUGUUUGAUUUAAACUAGUAUUGCAGUUUUCAAGUCAUUCUGCAUCAGUAAGACUUAAUAUACUUGUUUGUCAUUUUUUACUGACAGCAAGAGAUUUCAGUGUAGAAAAAGCAGAAUUCAUGCUGAGAGAGGUGAUGAAUACAUUUUGUUGUAAUUUGCUCUGGAUAUAAUUUUUGUCAAAGAAAGUUGUAUAACAUGUGUAAUGAGUAAGGAACAAAGGAAACUUGUCAGAUGUUCUGCCAACUUUCUAAGCCUUUGACACCUCAGUGUGUUCAGCACCUACUUUUAAUUUCUCUCUCUACAACGUCACCCUGAAUCACACAUUAAGGUCACAGGAGUAAAGGAAAUGAUUGCCAACCAAAGGAGCUUUUGAUUGUAAAACAAAUUCUCCUUGUCAGCACUUAAGGAAAUUUAUGGAACAAAGUAUAGAGAUUAUGCAUACUGAUGUUUGUGUGUGAAGGAUUAAAUCUGAAAAGAACUUAUUGGCAAUCUCAAGGCCAUGAACAAGAUUCUUAUGUGACAAUUGUCUUUCAACUUGCAAUGGUCAGCCCUAUAUUGAAAGUGAUUUGUUUACAGUUAUCUUAAGAAAGGUUGAUGUUUUUUUAAGUGAAAUAAAUUGGUUUGCUUAUAGAUAUCUGCACUUACAUGUAUCUUAAUUCUGAAAAUUGAAAGUUCUCAAAUCGCUUCAAUUUUUUUAAUUAGGACAUUUAACUGUUCAGUGAAAGUGAUAAAAAAUUAUAAUUUAGUGAGGUUAGUAAAUUGACAGGUGCCCUUUUUUCAUCAGAGCAUGAAUGUGCGCAGGGAGAUGAAGCUUGACACUUUGGUGGAAACCUACAAAGUUCCAGAAGUCAGUUAAAUUCAAUUUAAGUACAUUCAGCAAAAUACACUUACUGUCUUUAACAAUUGUUAUGAUAACAUUGGUGAGGAGACACAUAGGCCAAAUGGUCAGUGCACUAGACUUCGGGUUUAGAGGUCUGGGUUCCAGACCUGGCAGGGUCAAUGUGUUGUGUUCAUGGGCAAGACACUAGACUCUCAUGGUGCUUCUCUCUACCCACAGGUAUUAACUCUUUAACUCCCAAGAUCUCACUAGUAAUUCUCCUUACUGUCUGCCAUACAAUUCAUAUGAUGUUAGUUUGGAGAAUUUGGAAUUGGAUCAACUAAUAAUCCCUUAAUUGAUAUUUUCUUUACUCUCAUUACUUGUUUGCUUGAUAUUGUACUGAUAGCGUAAGGAGAAAUUCUCUCCAGAUCACUAGUGGGACUUAAAAGUGUCCUGGCAAAGUAUCAGGGAAGCCUGGUGAAAUGUUGGGGGGGGUAGCCUUGUGAUGAACUGGCAUCCCAUCAAGGGGGAAGUAGUAAUACUCCUAGCUGCUUCAUGUCAAGGAAACCAACAUAAUCUGCAGCUGGGUAGGACAUUUGGCUAACAUUAUUAAAUGACUUCAAUUUUCCAAGAUAGAAAUCAUUAUUCUUGACAGGUAUUGUCAAAAUAUUAUCCAGGAGGGCACUUUGGUUUUGAUAGAGAGGGCACUCCAGUUUUCAUUGAUCCAAUCGGACAAAUUGACUUUAGAGGUAUAUUUUUCUCUUGUUAUUUACUUAGAAUUUUAUUAAAUUUUAUGACUGUAUUCAGUAAUCUGUAUCAGGGUUGAACAAAGAACAAAAAUUAACAAGAUAUUUGGGUACACUGUAUUUUUUCACACUCACACAAUACCAGUUUGGAUAAAAAGUAUUUCUUUUGCUACCAAACUCAACUUUCAGCCUAACAUUAUAGAUACCUAAUUAUCUAAUUAAUAUGUUAUUUCAGGGUUGCUGGCUUCUGUAAAGAAAAAUGAAAUUAUCAGAUUCAAAGCUUACUUAGCUGAAUACACACUGUUCCUAUCCAGGCAACAAUCUUCCAAGGUAUGAAUAGUUUUCUCUUUCUUUUUUCCCAAUAAAAAUCCAAGCAAACUGAACAUACUCAUUAAAAAUCCCUAACUAAACCCAAAAAUGGUUCAUUAUGUCAUCAAAACCUAAUACAGUGAGUCAGAGUAGUUUGAAUUUAAAAGUCUAUCCUCUAGUAUUUAUCAGGUUAAGACUUUUCUGGUGAUCAGCCUGUGUGAAAUGAGGUGGUUGGUAAUUAGUGGAAAUGUUUUGCUGGUGAUUGUGUAAGAACCCUGAUUUUACUCUGUGUCUGUCUCUUAGCUUGGUAAAUGCAUUGAUCAGGUUGUGAUGGUGAUGGACAUGGAGGGACUUGGACUGAAGCAUCUUUGGAGGCCAGGUUUGUGAGCAAAAUUCAGGCAGUAAAUGUAAAAAAAAACAAGUGGGAGAUGUGAUAGCCAAAAAGCCCAACAGCUUCUCCAUAGGUCUAAUACUUAAUGCAAAAAGUCUUGUUUUUUUUUUUUGCUGUGUUCUAUUUUCAAGAUUGUUAUUUAUAGUAUUGAUAGUCAAACAUGAAAAAAUAUCUUUGAUGAAACUACUCUGUAGCCCAGUAGUGAAAAAAUAUUCAAGACAUUCAGCCCUCAUUCAUAUCACAAAUCAGCUGAGGUCAUGUGAGGUGCUUCCUUUUUAAACAUUCCAUAUAGAGAACUUCCUCAUCUCUCUGGAGUUGUUAUUUUCUCUUGAUUUUAUUUUUGCAUUUUCUAAGUUCCUAAUUUUUUACCUUAUUUCAGGUGUCACGCUUUUCAAUAAAGUAAGUAUGAUUUUUGCAUUUUCUUACAUUUUCUUAGUUCUUGAUAUUUUACCUUAUUUCAGGUGUCAUGCUUUUCAAUAAAGUAAGUAUGAUUUUUGCAUUUUCUUACAUUUUCUUAGUUCUUAAUAUUUUACCUUAUUUCAGGUGUGAUGCUUUUCAGCAGAGCUUGAUUAUUGCACUGUUUCUCCUGAAAAAUGUGUUACAAAUGCUAAAAUGGUGUAUUUAACUUUAGAGCUUUAUAUUCGGAGAUUGUGUUGGUGCUGCAGCGUAAACUGUACAAUUUUAUAUUUUCCUAUAUUUUUAAGCUGUGGAACACCAACAAGAAUGGAAAAUUUAUUCUAAAAUAUUUCCCAAAUGUAAAUAAAUGUCUUUAGUAACCCUGAAGUACGACUUUCUUUCACAGAUUACAGCAUUUUAUGAAGAUAACUACCCAGAAAUGAUGAAGAAUAUUCUUGUCAUUAAUGGUAAGUUUCUUCACCUCUCUUGUUGUGAAUUUUAUGUAAAACAGAGAUUCUUUAUAGUUCUGCUCUUCAACUAUUCAACCAGCCUUUACAAUUGCCAAUUUCUUGUUGAAAACUUCAUUCAAGAGGUCAAACCUGAGAUUUAGUUCUCUGGUGAAACUUCGUAAGAUUGCUUAUUCAAAUUAGAAAAACCACUCCAGGUUUGUGCUACACUGUUAGUAAUUAAGUAAAUUUUCUAGCAGUUAAAAGGAUUUGUUCAUUUUAUUUCAGCACCUAGGAUAUUCCCAAUAGCAUAUGCUUUAGUAAAACCAUUUCUUAAUGAAGUGACAAGAAACAAAGUAAAAAUACUGGGAGGUAUGAAGUUUCAACAUUUGUUUGUUUAAAAUAUGGGGAAAGGCAUAGCUAUUUUGUAUAAGCACAAGGGACAUGUUUAGUAGCCAACAUAGAGUUCUUUGGAUAGUAUGUCUUCCUCUCCAGUCAGGCUGUUAGAGGUUAUUCUUAAGAUAUUUUUUAGGGAUUACUACCAAAUUGUGGCUCACCUUGUGGGACAGCUUGUUUUUGUUUAUCUGCCUUCCCCUGUGUUCAUCAGUCUGUCUGUCUACCUGCAUCUAUUAUUUCUGGCUAUUUCUCUGUUUGUCUGCAAGUGCCUUUCUGACCCUGGCAGACUCCAACCAACCAUUUUCAGAGCAGAUUCUAAUAAUAAUUGUGAUAAAAUUUUUAGUAGAUUGGAAAACUGAGCUUCUGGAGUAUAUUGAUGAAGACAAUCUGCCAGAAUAUUAUGGAGGCACCUGCAAAGAUCCUGAUGGAGAUCCAUUGUGCAGAUCAAAGGUAGGUUCCAAAAGUUUCCAAUCUUAAAACCUGCAAGGGUUCCCAUCUGCAGAGUCUAAAUUAUUCUUUUCACAAAAGUUGUCAGUUUGUACUUCAGGUUGUCAGAGUUUAUUUUAGCUCAGCCCCCCUUAAAUAUGAGAGUUGUAUCAUGCAGCUUACUGAGGUCACAGUUUCUACAAACUGAGUUAGUUUUUCUUCUUUAAAAUUUUAAAAGCUAUUUUAUAGAGAUCAACUUUAGUGUUUCUGUUAACUAACUCUUAAUUUGCUUGUUUCUAGAUAUGUUAUGGUGGUGACGUACCAGAAUCUUAUUACUGUAAAGAUUGUGACAAACCUGAUACCUGGACAGAUGAACAGAUGUAUGAAGUUGGAUAUGUCAAGCGAGGAACUGCUCUGAAACUAAGCUUUGAAGUUGAUGCACCAGGCAGUAUUCUAAGGUAUGCUUCUCAUGGAUACUUAAAAUAAUUUCUCACUUAUAUGAUUGUUAAUUGAAUCUUUCUGCCAAGUUGAGUAAGGUAAAUUCAUCAACAUCCUUCUCUUCUUGAUACAUUUGUUGUUCUUCUAAUGUAUGAUAUUUUCAAAAAUACUCAUUGAUAUGCAUGGUGUACAUUUGAAGGCAUCAUAGCACCGCAAGAUCCUCCAUCCCUUCCCACCCACCUAACUCCCCCCCCCCCUUGCACAUUUCAGAAAGUUAGAUUCUCUGAACUAGAAUAUAACUUUAGAAUAGAAAUCUUGUUUGUUCUUUAUUUCAGUGUGUACCAAACGGCCUAUUUUAUUUAAAUGUGUAAAGUGCAAGGGAAUGAAUAGUGUUAUCCUUAACAGUCAAGCACUAGCCACAUGCACCUUUCAAGUACCUAUUUUAAUCCCUGCCCUCUUGUCAUAUAAAUAAAGGGGGUAAGUUUCUAAAGAAACUGUGGUGCUGUGUCGGUGGGAAAGUAUAGCAGGUAAUUUAGUGUUGACAACUGAGUUGAAAACGUAAAUUGGCUAUCGUAAAGGGUAAAAAAGCUGACGUUUCGAGUGCUAGCCCUUCGUCAGAGCGAUAACACAGUAUCAAUCCCUAGGGGAACUCAUCUCUCAAGGAAUAAUGAGGGAACAUAUCAUAUGGAGGGAUCUACUUCAUGGGAGGAACCCGAGGGAUCAUUUGUCUCGAGGUGCCCCCUUCCCCCCCUUUGCGGGUUUCCCAUUUUCCCCAUCUUUGGCACGCGGUAUUUACGAAAAAAGAAACUUUAGGUUCACAGUUUUGUUAAUGUUGUGUGUCUUGUAGUUGGCAGUACAAGUCUGUGGACCAUGACAUUGGAUUUGGUGUCUUCUAUUCAGAAAAAGGCAGUAAACAUUCCAAAGAUUUGGAAGAAAAGGUGAGAAUUUACUGUGAAUCUUUUUUUUUUGGUUCAUUUAACUCAACCAAGCCGUCGCAAGGAGCCACAAAACGAAAUUUUGUAGAGGAUAAAUGCAGAUUAUAGUUGAUUGUAUUGAACGAUGCAUUAAGGUGUUAGUUUUUUAAAAUAUACCUACUGUUACAUGGAUGAUUGGAGCACCCAACAGAUGCUCGAGGACGAUGUCCCAUGAUGGAUAUAAGGAAAGGCCAUCAGAAAAAUUAAAUCCUUUAAUACACAAAGAAUCAAAGAGUUUGGCAAACGAUACGUCUCUCGGAUAAGGAUGUUAAGCCGUAGGCCCUGUCUCCUGCAUCGUUAAAAGAACCAUGCACUUUUUGCUACGAGUGGGGAACGUAGCACCCGGUGUUGUGGUAAUGUUUGUACAUCUCAAAGAUCCAUAAGUAUUUUCUAUAUACUGGGGGGGGGGGCAAUAAACGAAGGAAAACAAAGUCUCCCGAUGAAGAGAGGGAAGGAGUGUAAAAAUUUCUUUUGUGGUACCUCGCUACUGUAUUACUAGUACUCUACCCAAUGAAUAUGCCGUAUCCUCCCAACAAAUUAUGUUAGCUGCCUUAUAGGAGGAAUAGAAGAUUAAAAAAAUUUUUAUUUCUUCAGAUUCCAACAGAAAGACGGAACUGUCACUUGGUUCAAGAGGAAGGUUCUCUUCUCUGUGAGAAACCAGGCAUUUGUAAGUGCUUUAGGCAAUGAGACCAAAAACUUUAUCAAGUACGAGCAGUUUUCCUACUUUUUCGGCGCGCUAAAUCAAAUUUUUUCCGCUGAAUUUUUUUCUGACUCGCCCAACGUACUUCGCUGAAAAGGAAGGACUACUUGUAGUCUAAACAUUUCAGGCAUUCCUUUUUGUAUCACUUCGAGUACUUAUUGGUAGGAGUGCAUUCCUUCUAUGUGUCGUUAAACCAAAGCAAUCACAAUAGUGAAUCAGAACAAUCGGAAUAUAUCUCAACGAGUCGUUGAGAACUCAAAAUAUAAACAAAGGAACUUCCUAAAGUGCGGCAAACUGUGAGAGACCGAGUUGCAAUUUGUUUAAUUUUGCUUUGAUUCAUUUAGAGUGUGGCGCACAGUAAAGAAAAACCUAAGGAAACCCAUUGGUAAAAACUCCCCCCACCCUCCCAACCAUUAAGCCAGCGCCAAUCAAGACUUGGUCGUCCGCGUUUUCCCGCGCUUUACGCGGUUUGCUUUUUUUUUCUCCACGAGUUUUCGUUGUAUUGGUUCCUCAGGGUAUUUUAUCCAAAUUACUUUCAUUUUGGUCUAAUGACAGUUAAUCAAAAAGUGCAUAAAAGCUAAACCAACGCAAUCCUACUUUUCUAAAAUGUGUUAAAGACACUAAAGCCUUUCUCUUCUUUAGAAGAAUUUGAUGACAAAGAAAAUUGAAACUUUCUCAAGUGACAUGGUCGCCCAUAUCUGUUUUAUUUUUUUGUGCAGAACCAUUCCUGUUGCUUCUUCAACCAAGGUUAAUCAUUUGAAUUCUCUUUCAGAUAUUCUUCGUUUUGAUAAUUCAUACAGUUGGACACGAAACAAAAAGAUUUUCUACAAUGUGACAAUUGUCUAUCCGUUGAAAGAUUCAAACGGACAUGUGGAUGUAUCUUGAUUAACUCAGAAUUCCAAGAUUUAUCAUAAAACAUUGUAAAUCAGCAGUUUGUGGAAACAUUUUACGGACUGAAGUUAAACGGGCCGUGAAGAGUUGCUCAGUUUAUCGCUUUUACUCAAAGCUGUGAGACUCAGCAGAUAAAUACCACAGCUAUUUAUAUACUUUUUACAUUUUCCUUGGUUUAUGGUAUAGAAAAUGUUGUCGUUCAUCGUAAUUUUGUAGAUAAAUGAACGCUUAAUCGUUCGUCUCGUAAUGUAGAGUAAAACGUUGAUAUAUUUCCUAGGUUCAUCUAUACAUGUAAAUAUUUAUUUAUUGAAUUAUUUGUUUGUUUCUCUACUUAUCUAUUUAUUUAAAUACCCUACCAAUCGCUCCAUACUGGAUCAAAACUACGAAAGAAAAUUAAUGCUGACAUGAUUACCAUUUACGAAAUUUUAAACGAUCGGAAAAGUUCAACAAGAAUUCAUGCAUAUGAUCAAUUUUGAAAUUUUGGCAAAGAGGCAACAUCCAAUUUCCCGUAUUUGCGAACAUAGCCGGCCAAGUUGUGAUUCUGACAGCAUUAAAAAAUUUCGAGUAGCUCAUAUACCUUGUACCAUUGGUGCGUGAUAUUUUCGUUUAUUUAAUUGUAGAAAAGGAUAACAAAUUUACAAAUGUGUAGUAUCGAGCAACUGUAUCAGUUGUUUAUAUUAUUUAUCUAUUUAUUUAAGAAAUUUUUACCUUCUUUGAAUCAUAGAUUGUAGUGUAACUUUUAGAAAGUUAACUUUUAAUAAAAGUAGCUUUAAAAGUGAAUUUGAUGAGGCGGGC